CGUGUGCGUAUGGCGUUUCAUACAAAUUGUCAAAGCUGAUUUCGGACGCAUUUUCGAUAAAUUCUAGAAGAAAAUGCUACAGUGCGGAGUCUGCGGUUGCACCGAUUUCUAUUUAGCCUCUGGUUAUUCCUUUUGCUCGACAUGUCAAACGCAAAAUCAGGAAGCCGGAAAAGAAGUGGAGUUGGAACUGCCCAUGGAAAAUAAUACGAGGUUGCGGAAAACGAAAAUCCGUCGCGUAAAAAGUGGCAAAACAGAUGAAGUUGGAUGGACAUCGUGGGAAUUGUAUAAUUUUGUCUUAAUUGGAUUGACAAACGAACUUAUUGAACUCGGUGUAUCAGCUGACAUAAAAAUAACGGUGUUACAACUGUGGGCACGAUAUCUAGGGAAACUAGAAAUAGCUUUCAUAUCUAAAAACAAGAAACUUGUACCAAAACUAGCUAGGAGAUAUAAGAAAAGGGAUGCUGAAAUUAUAUAUGGCAAAGUUUUGUCACAAAAGAGAGUUAAGAAACAAAGAAAAGGUGAAAGUAAUGUAACAGAUUCUGCAAUUUCUACCUGUUUAAGUGAAGAGAUUUCCUUAAAAGAAUUAAAUAGGAGUAAAAAACUUAUGAUUACUGCGGAUUACGAUAGAUUUAUGCAAUCGCAAAUGAGUUCAGAAGGAGAAACACUGAGUACAUUCAAUCAAAGUGUAUAUAGUAUGCAAUCUAGUACACAUACGCAACACACAAGACAAUCUUUUGAAAAUAUUAGAAUACAGUUCGAUCCUUAUGCAAAGGAUGAAACAAAAAGAAUAAAAGAGAUGGCAAAGAAAAUACCAAGACACAAACGCAAAAAAUAUAAGCAAAAUCAUGUAACAACUCAAUACAAAACAGGACCAGAAUUAAUUACACCUAUGAAAUUGUGGGCAAUUUUAUAUUUGGCUCUAAGGAUUCAUAAUCAGGAUAUACAUUUAGGUGACAUGUUAAGAAAUGGGAGAGAAGGACAUUUAUCUUAUUAUAAAUUGGAUCAAUUGAUACCUCCUGAAGUGGCUUUAACAAGAAGUGAUGUAAAUUUUUUAUCGCGAGCUGCGGACAUAACGCAUAAGGGAAUGAGAAGGAUAAUUGGAAGAAUGGCGAAAUUUCUUGGAGUCACGACAAUAAUUUGUCCCGAUUUUUUACCGCUUAUUAAUCGAUAUUGCAGUGAAUUGAAUUUACCAAGGGGUAUAUCUUUAUACGCGGAAAGAUUAGUAGCUUUAUCUCCGCCAAAAAUGAAGUUUGAUAAAAAGACUUGCAUUCCCAAUUAUGAAGGUCGUGCUAUGGCAUUUAUUAUUGUAGUAUUGAAAACGUUAUUGAGUUUAGAUGGCAUUACGGAAUAUGAAAUCAGUAAUGUUGCUGACAAGAUUAAUAGUGUAAUUAAUGAAGAAGGUAUUAGCGAUACAAAACUGUUUAGUUUUCGAGAAUGGCAGAGAUACAUUGAAUGUCGAAAAGCUGUUUUAGCCAAUGCGCACUACCCUACCAAGUUAAAAUACAACCUGCACAUACCAGAUGUAAAUAGUUUAUAUAUCAAAUUUUUGGAGACUGUUGAUUCCAAAGUAGACAGGGAAGAACCUGAGAUAAUUACGCACAAGCAUCUAAUACCGCGUGAACUGGUUCAUGCAAUGAAACAAUGUAUCACUGAUAUAAGCUACAUUGAUUUACCAAUAAAUGAGGUGAAUGACUUUUCUCCUUCGUUAAUGGCACAUCACUCGUAUCUUCAACAAUUGUUGGAACAUCCAUUAUAUGAUUUGCCAAGUAUACUCCGAAAUGGCUUUUUUUCCACAAAAAUUGGAUACAUGACAAAACCAGAAUUCAUUAGCAAAUUGACUUCAAAUUACAAUAUGCAAAUAAAUUUCAUUGAUUCAAAUUUGCAUUUUGUUGAAAAAACCGUAGCACUCUUUGAACAAACAAAAAUGGCUAAUAUAAAAGAUUUGCAGGACAAUAUAAUAAUACAGGAUUUUUUGGAGGAAGAUAUCGAGAAAAAAGAAGAUAUCAUUGAUUACUUACAUAAAAAAAUAACUUGCAGUCUUAAAAUUGAUGGAAAGAAAAGACAGUAUUAUGAUAAUAUUCGGAAUUCAGUUAUAAAGGAUCUCCCUUUAGCAUCGUCGGAUGAAUUUAUAUUCAAUGAGACUCUGCCGAAUGGCAAAUUAGCAAUCCCAAAUACUAACGAUAAUGAAAAUGAAGAUAAUGAUGAUAAUGAUACAUGUUUAAAAGACAUUGUUCCCGAGGAGACGGCAUUAUUGUUAUCCAAAUUUUGUAAAGAAUACGAUAUAAAUCUUUCACGUACAGAAAAAAAAGCUGUAUUUAAAAAUUCAAAUCAAAUGAAGAAACAGAAACGUAAACUUUUUAGAAAUACACGUGGUAAAUUUGUGAAGCAAAAUAUCGAAAAUCCAAACAAAGAUGAUUCUUAUACAGAAGAAUCUGAAAUUGUUUCAAGAGAAAAUUUUGAAAUCGAAAAUACGCUACCAAACAUUUCCGAUAUUUUGAGUUUAAGUAUCAAUGCAUCUAUUUUUGAUGAUCUCAUGAAAAAUGAAAUUGAAUAUGAUGCAGAUGAUCAGUUGGAGAAUAAUUGUAAAGAACCAAUAAUUGAUGAUACUUUUUUUACAUUUGAUGACAACACUCUCAGAUUACUCAGACCUUUUAAAGAUUAUUGGAUGUAUCAUUGCAAUUUUAGCCGCGUGAAGACCAAGAAUUUUGAAUUAUUCGAGAAAAUGCUGCCAAGGAGUUUUCGAUGGUUAUUAGAUGAAUGCGCGGGUAUCAUCGAAAUGUCAGCGGAAGAUCUUUACGAAGAAGUAUGUCUCGUUGAAGCUUAUUAUGCUUACUUGUCGGAGCAAUCCAACUGUGCGCCGAAUACAAGUGACGAAAACAGCAACAACAAAGCGUAUAUUAACGCAAUUUUGAAAAAUUGGUAAAAUAAAGUAACGGAAACUAUUAUUGAUUUAACUGAUACAAGUUCAAAUCUGUGAUAUUAUAAUUAUAUAUCAAUAUUAAAGAUUAUUGAUAAUAUUUUCCAAAAUAUGUUUAAGGUAUAAUUGAAAGCCUUUGUACAAAUUUUAAGGGUGAAUUUUACAUACCGAAAAAUAAAAAAAAAAGAAAUUAUAUGUUCUGAAUUCUUUUUCAUAUAAUUUUUGUAU
Molecule: messenger RNA, 3145 nt
Organism: Cataglyphis hispanica
Lineage: Eukaryota; Metazoa; Arthropoda; Insecta; Hymenoptera; Formicidae
Gene: TAF1B
Product: TATA box-binding protein-associated factor RNA polymerase I subunit B
Exons: 10
Coding region: 74-2923 (949 amino acids)
Biological process (GO): nucleolar large rRNA transcription by RNA polymerase I; RNA polymerase I preinitiation complex assembly
Cellular component (GO): RNA polymerase I core factor complex; RNA polymerase transcription factor SL1 complex
Molecular function (GO): RNA polymerase I core promoter sequence-specific DNA binding
Source: RefSeq, a predicted model, not a curated record